This is a messenger RNA of Xiphias gladius (swordfish), 1707 nucleotides long. It is a transcript of the gene lman2, whose product is annotated as lectin, mannose-binding 2. Gene Ontology annotation, molecular function: D-mannose binding. Lineage: Eukaryota; Metazoa; Chordata; Actinopteri; Istiophoriformes; Xiphiidae. Gene Ontology annotation, cellular component: Golgi membrane; endoplasmic reticulum-Golgi intermediate compartment; COPII-coated ER to Golgi transport vesicle. Gene Ontology annotation, biological process: endoplasmic reticulum organization; Golgi organization; endoplasmic reticulum to Golgi vesicle-mediated transport. The coding region runs from base 225 to 1271 and encodes 348 amino acids. The transcript is spliced from 8 exons. The record is from RefSeq and is a predicted model, not a curated record.
UCUCAUUAAAAUUAAAAUUUUUCAUGUUAACUGGAUUUUUUUUUUUAAAUGCUUGCAACAUUUUGGUAUUAAUGCAGUAUUAUUUUAGAAAUACGGAAUUGAGAAAUACGUUCCCCAUUGUUUAGGAAAUGUGGUCAUAAACGUCGGAAUUGUGUGUAUUCUUUCCGGAGGACAAUAGAGAAGGGGCAGGCUCGAUUUAUGGAGUUUGGAAGAGGAAAUUUGUUAUGAGAGUUUCUGUACGAGGGAGUUUGAGCAAAAUGUGGAGUUUUAGAGAUUUCCUCAGCACAACACUGGUCUUUCUGAUACUCGGAGUGUGUCUAGUGUGUUGUGAUAUAACGGACGGAAACGCGGAACAUCUGAAGAGAGAGCACUCGUUGAUGAAACCGUACCAAGGGGUUGGAAGCAGCCCUAGCAGCCAGUGGGACUUCUGGGGAAGCACGCUGGUCACGGGCUCAUAUGUCCGUCUCACUCCAGAUGAGAGAAGCAAGCAGGGGUCCAUCUGGAAUACUGUGCCUUGUUACCUGAAGGACUGGGAGAUGCAUGUGCAGUUCAAAGUUCAUGGGUCAGGAAAAAAGAAUCUCCAUGGCGACGGCAUCGCUAUCUGGUACACAAAGGACAGACUGCAUCCAGGCCCUGUGUUUGGAAACCAAGAUCAGUCUCUUGGCCUGGCUAUUUUUUUGGAUACCUUCCGCAAUGACCUCCAUGGGAUGGAUCGUUCCUUCCCUUACAUUUCGGCCAUGGUGAACAACGGCUCCGUGAGUUACGACCACGGCAAAGACGGACGAUCGUCGGAGCUGGGAGGCUGCUCGGCAGAGAUCAGGAACAGGGAGCACGACACGUACCUCGCCAUCCGCUACUCCAAAGGAAGACUCACUGUGAUGGUUGACGUCGAUGACAAGAAUGAGUGGAAGGAGUGCAUCGACAUCGGAGGCGUCCGUCUUCCCACAGGGUAUUUCUUUGGAGCCUCAGCAGCUACAGGAGAUCUGUCAGAUAACCAUGAUAUCAUCUCCAUGAAGCUCUACCAGCUGAUGGUAGAACACACCCCUGAGGAGGAGAACCUGGACUGGACCAAGAUUGAGCCCAGUGUCAGCCUCCUCAAGUCCCCUAAAGACAACAUUGACGAUCCUACUGGAAACUUCCGCAGCACGCCCCUCACGGGCUGGAAGGUCUUCCUGCUUCUGCUGUGUGCUCUGCUGGGAAUUGUAGUGUGCGCCGUGGUGGGAGCUGUAGUUUUCCAGAAGAGACAGGAGAGGAACAAGAGGUUUUACUGAGGGGAGAGGAGAAAGAACCACCUUAUCAGAGAGAUGUGUCUGUUAUGGAAGGAACUGUUUUGCAGAUGACAGAUGAGCACAUUCAAUGUGAAUUUUUUUUCUAAAGAUUGUACAAAUGUUUAUAUCUUUGAAGCACUGCGUUGGGAGUGAAUUUUGGUAACUUGUGAUGCUGGUCAGAAGGAGCAUAACUAGUGGCAAAAAUCAUGAGCGACCUUGAUAAAUGCUGUUUUUGUUUUCCAUGUCUCUGUGUUCACUCAUUGCAGGGUUAUAAUAAGUUUACCGUCAUUUACAAACUUUGCACUCUGAGUUUUUCAGAUUCUUAAAAGAAUGUUUUCACACCGGCUUAUUGGCUAAUCAGAUGUCUCCAGCCCUUUUCAGCUUUUCUCUGCUUCAGGUGUGAUGCUACAAAUGGUAAUUUAAAAAAAAAAAAAAAAAA